CCCGCGGCCUGGAGCUCUAGCCCGCGCUAUCCGAGCUCGCUGCCCACUCUGGGGCGCACAGGCCGCGUCGCGCGGAGGCCGCGGAAGCUCGUGUCGGUCCGUGGAGGCCGCCUGGGGCGCGCCACCGUCUCCUCGCGGGCCGCCUCGGUUGGGCGAGCUUUCCGUGACGAGCCUCCCGGGGCUGCUGCGGCCAGCUCGGGCCGUCGUGGCGGCUCGAGCCCCGCGCGCUCGCUUGUACUCCGGGGGUCCCAGGCCCUGGAAGGUAUGCGUGUCCUCCGGACGCUGGGCGCGGGCUCCUGAAGGACGUCGCGCGUGGAUCCCGGAGCCUCGGCAGCCUCCAUUCAUCUGCCAGCUGCGCGCUCGCCGCCUCCGCGCCCCGCCUCGGCGUCGCCUCCUCCCGUCCCCUCUCUGCCGCCCUUUCCCCACUCCUCGCGUGAGGAGGUUCUCCUGGAAGCGCAGGUGUCGGUUAUGAGCCCGACUUCCCUCGCUUGAAGCUCUCGGUAGAAGAAGUCGGGGUGACCCGCCGCGCCCCGAGCAUGGGGGUGAACGCCGUGCAUUGGUUCCGAAAGGGACUCCGGCUGCACGACAACCCCGCCCUGAAGGAGUGCAUCCAGGGCGCCGACACCAUCCGCUGCGUGUACAUCCUCGACCCCUGGUUCGCCGGCUCUUCCAACGUGGGCAUCAACAGGUGGCGAUUUUUGCUUCAGUGUCUUGAGGACCUUGAUGCCAAUCUACGAAAGUUAAAUUCUCGCCUGUUUGUGAUCCGGGGACAGCCAGCUGACGUGUUUCCGAGGCUUUUCAAGGAAUGGAAUAUUACUAAACUUUCAAUUGAGUACGAUUCUGAGCCUUUUGGGAAGGAACGAGAUGCGGCCAUCAAGAAGCUGGCCACUGAGGCUGGUGUGGAAGUCAUCGUGCGCAUUUCACACACACUGUAUGACCUAGACAAGAUCAUAGAACUCAAUGGUGGGCAGCCACCCCUAACAUACAAAAGGUUUCAGACUCUCGUCAGCAAAAUGGAGCCCCUGGAGAUGCCAGCAGACACCAUCACAUCAGACGUGAUAGGGAAGUGCACAACCCCUCUGUCCGACGACCAUGAUGAGAAGUACGGAGUUCCUUCCCUGGAGGAGCUCGGUUUUGAUACCGAUGGCUUGUCCUCUGCGGUGUGGCCAGGAGGAGAAACUGAGGCACUUACACGUUUGGAAAGGCAUUUGGAAAGAAAGGCCUGGGUGGCAAACUUUGAAAGACCUCGAAUGAAUGCAAACUCCCUGCUCGCAAGCCCAACUGGACUGAGUCCUUAUCUCCGCUUCGGUUGUUUGUCAUGUCGGCUAUUUUAUUUCAAACUAACAGAUCUCUACAAAAAGGUAAAGAAAAAUAGUUCCCCUCCCCUUUCUCUUUAUGGGCAACUCCUGUGGCGUGAAUUUUUUUAUACAGCAGCCACAAACAACCCACGCUUUGACAAAAUGGAAGGGAACCCCAUCUGUGUUCAAAUCCCUUGGGACAAGAAUCCCGAGGCUCUGGCCAAAUGGGCAGAAGGCCGGACAGGCUUUCCGUGGAUUGACGCCAUCAUGACACAGCUUCGUCAGGAGGGCUGGAUCCACCAUCUAGCCCGACAUGCAGUUGCCUGUUUCCUGACCCGCGGCGACCUAUGGAUCAGUUGGGAAGAAGGGAUGAAGGUCUUUGAAGAAUUACUGCUUGACGCCGACUGGAGCAUCAAUGCUGGGAGUUGGAUGUGGCUGUCCUGCAGUUCCUUUUUCCAACAGUUUUUCCACUGCUACUGCCCUGUUGGUUUUGGUAGGAGGACAGACCCCAAUGGAGACUAUAUUAGGCGUUAUUUGCCUGUCCUAAGAGGCUUCCCUGCAAAAUAUAUCUACGAUCCUUGGAAUGCACCAGAAGGUAUCCAGAAGGUAGCCAAAUGUUUGAUAGGCGUUAAUUAUCCCAAACCAAUGGUGAACCAUGCCGAGGCAAGUCGACUGAAUAUUGAAAGAAUGAAGCAGAUCUAUCAGCAGCUCUCCCGCUACAGAGGGCUAGGUCUCCUUGCCUCAGUCCCUUCUAAUCCUAAUGGGAACGGAGGGCUCAUGGGCUAUGCUCCUGGAGAGAAUGUCCCCAGCGGUGGCAGUGGUGGCGGAAACUGCUCUCAAGGAAGUGGUAUUUUACACUAUGCUCACGGAGACAGUCAGCAAACUAACCCACUAAAGCAAGGAAGAAGCUCCAUGGGCACUGGCCUCAGCAGCGGGAAGCGCCCAAGUCAGGAAGAGGACGCACAGAGUGUUGGCCCCAAAGUCCAGCGACAGAGCAGUAACUGAUACGAAAGCAUGCGGGAGGAGUCCUCGCAGCUGAAGUUGGUGGGAGAGUCAGUACUUCUCAUUUAAAUUAUUUAAAAAUGUCAUUCAUUCAUGGAAAACAGUUAUAUUUCGAACAUAUUAUUUCUAAUAUUUCUGUGGUUUUUAACUUUUUAAUGAAUGUCACAUAGGACAAGUGGUAAUUUGUAUAUAAAGAACUUGGUAAAAAAUUUGCUUAAUGUAAAUAUAGCCACAGUUAGAAUAGACUCAUCAGUAUAUUUUUGAUAAUUUUUCAUGUAUGGUAAAAGUUAAAGUUAACAGAUAUUCUGAUAUAAAUCUCAAGAGUUUUGAGAGUCAUUGUGGGAAAAUGGGAAGUUUUUAGACUUUCUUAAAAAGACUUUGUUAAAAUUUUAGGACACAUUUUUCCAGACAUCAUUGUUUGACCUAAUUUUGCAGUCUUUGAUAAUACUGCUUUAGAAGCUCCGUGGAAUCAGUGCGAACGCUCCUGUCUGCGUGGACAGUCUGUGUUACAGCCCGUGCAGCUGCUCUGACUCGCACUGUGCACUGUGCCCAGCCCCUUUGUCUCCCUCCUUGUUCAUUUCCAGCUACCGUGACUUUGUUAUUAAAGUAUAUGCAAAUAUGGA
Molecule: messenger RNA, 2923 nt
Organism: Rattus norvegicus (Norway rat)
Lineage: Eukaryota; Metazoa; Chordata; Mammalia; Rodentia; Muridae
Gene: Cry1
Product: cryptochrome circadian regulator 1
Biological process (GO): circadian rhythm
Cellular component (GO): cytoplasm; nucleus
Molecular function (GO): nuclear receptor binding
Source: RefSeq, marked provisional